Molecule: messenger RNA, 2034 nt
Organism: Brassica napus (rape)
Lineage: Eukaryota; Viridiplantae; Streptophyta; Magnoliopsida; Brassicales; Brassicaceae
Product: beta-galactosidase 15-like
Exons: 12
Coding region: 1-2034 (677 amino acids)
Biological process (GO): carbohydrate metabolic process
Cellular component (GO): vacuole; cell wall
Molecular function (GO): beta-galactosidase activity; carbohydrate binding
Source: RefSeq, a predicted model, not a curated record
AUGGUCAUGAAAGAAAAGUUGUUUGCAUCACAAGGGGGUCCAAUUAUUCUUGCUCAGGUGAUCGAUCUAAGUCCGAAAUACAUUAUCCGCCUGAUUGAAAAUGAGUACGGAAAUAUAAUGGGACCCUAUGGAGAAGCGGGUGAAUCAUAUAUUAAAUUGUGUGCAAACAUGGCUCAGGCUCUUAAUGUUGGUGUUCCAUGGAUAAUAUGUCAACAAAAUUAUGCCCCUCAACCUAUGUUGAACAUAUGUAAUGGCUUUUAUUGUGACAAUUUUACACCAAACAAUCUCAACACUCCAAAGAUGUGGACUGAGAAUUGGACAGGAUGGUUUAAACAAUGGGGUGGUAAAAAUCCUCAUAGAACAACCGAAGAUGUUGCAUUUUCUGUUGCAAGAUUCUUCCAAAGAGGAGGAACUUUUAAUAAUUAUUACAUGUACCAUAGAGGCACCAACUUUGAUAGAAGCGCAGGUGGUCCAUACAUCACAACUUCAUAUGAUUAUGAUGCUCCCCUAGACGAAUAUGGUAAUUUGAACCAACCAAAAUACGGUCAUUUGAAACAACUUCAUGAUGUUCUUCAUUCUAUGGAGAAAACUCUCACAUACGGAAACAUCUCCACCAUUGACUUUGGAAACUCCGCAUCGGCAACAAUUUAUACAACCCAAGAAGGAUAUAGCUGCUUUUUUGGAAACGGAAAUGAAAAUUCAGAUGCAACAAUUAGUUUCAGAGGAGAAUCUUAUGUUGUCCCAGCUUGGUCUGUUACCAUUUUACCGGAUUGCAAAACAGAGGCUUAUAACACCGCCAAGAUUACCACUCAGACUUCAAUGAUGGUUAAGAAACCAAAUGAAGCUGAAGAUGACCCUUCAACUCUAAAAUGGUCAUGGAGACCAGAGAACAUGGACAAUUUCGUUUUGAGAGGAAAAGGAGAAUCUACAAAUACACAACUCUUUGAUCAGAAAGUAGUAAGCAAUGACCAAAGUGAUUAUCUAUGGUAUAUGACCACCGUUAAGUUUAGAAAACGAGAUCCAUUUAUGGGUAAAAACAUGUCUCUCCGCGUCAAUAGUACUGCUCAUGUCCUUCGUGUUUUUGUCAAUGGAAAACAUAUUGUUAGUCAACACGCUGAAAAUGAAAAAUUCCACUAUGUCUUUGAGAAAGAUGCAAAGUUUAAGUCUGGCCGUAAUGUCAUUUUUCUCCUUAGCAUAACUGUGGGACUUCAGAACUAUGGUGCUUUCUUCGAAAGUGUGCCAGUUGGAAUCACUGGACCCAUUUUUAUUAUUGGAAGAAAUGGUGAUGAAAUCAUAGUUAAGGACUUGUCUUCUCAUAAAUGGAGCUAUAAAACCGGUUUAAAUGGGUUUGAGAACAAACUCUUUAAAACGGAAUCACCGUCUAAAUGGUCAUUUGAAAGUGUACCAUUGAACCGAACCAUGACUUGGUAUAAGACUACGUUCAAGGCUCCAUUGGGAAAUGAUCCAGUUGUUGUCGAUCUUUUGGGACUUGGAAAAGGUACGGCUUGGGUCAAUGGAAACAACAUUGGAUGCUAUUGGCUGGCAUUCAAUUCAAGCUCUGAUGGUUGUUCUGCGAAAUGUAACUAUAGAGGGGCUUAUUAUGCUGAAAAGUACCAGACCAAUUGUGGAGAACCUACACAAAGAUGGUACCAUGUUCCUCGUUCUUUCUUGAUCACAGAAGGAGUUAACACACUAGUUUUGUUCGAGGAGAUGGGAGGAAACCCAUCGCUUGUCAAUUUUCAAACUACUAGAGUGGGAAGUGUAUGUGCUAAUGUCUAUGAGAAAAAUGUCAUUGAGCUUUCAUGCGAUAGGAAAACCAUUUCUGCCAUCAAAUUUGCCUCCUUUGGUAACUCAGAUGGAAAUUGUGGAUCUUUCGUAAAGGGAACUUGUGAAGGAAGUAAAAACGCUGUUGACAUUCUAACAAAAGAAUGUAUCGGAAAAGAGAAGUGUUCCAUUGAUGUCACUGCAGAAAAGUUUGGAGUACCAGAUUGCAGUGGUGUUGCUAGAAGGCUCCCUAUUGAAGCUAUAUGUUAA